This is a messenger RNA of Leptosia nina, 3084 nucleotides long. The record is from the annotation of a GenBank genome assembly. Lineage: Eukaryota; Metazoa; Arthropoda; Insecta; Lepidoptera; Pieridae.
AUGAGUGAUUCCGGGCGAUCGGGGAGUUGUGAAAGUGAGAAAAAGUACGAGCUGGUGCCGCCCGAGGGUGGUUGGGGGUAUGCGAUCUGCGUUGGUCUCUCUGUGAUAUUUAUAGCCGGCACAGCUCAUCAGCCGGUUUUUGGAUUCAUAUACAAUGAUUUUUUGGAUGAUUUGGGCGUCGGUACUGGCGCAGUCACUGUUGUAUUUGGAGUUUUCCAAGUCACAUUGGCAAUUGCCGGUUUCUCAGCGAACAUCGCACUGAAGAAACUCUCACUCCGACAAGUUGGACUGAUUGGUGCAUUUAUAUACACAUUAGCUUCAUUUUUUGCCAUAUUCGUUGUAUCCACGACACAAUUAAUUUUAACAAAUGGGUUCCUACAAGGACUCGGUAUGGGCCUCCUUAUACCAGUAGCCUAUACUAGUUUCAACAGCUACUUUACAAGGAAAAAAGUGCUCUAUUUAAGUCUGUGUAAGGCGUCUAUUGGAAUGAUAACAAUGGUUUAUCCUUUGUUCAUGAAGAUUACUAUAACGGAGUAUGGGUUUAGGGGAACGCUAGCCAUAUUAUGUGCCAUAUCAGCUCACAGCAUAUUUGGGGCUUUGGUGAUGCAUCCUGUACGGUGGCAUAUGGUGAAACAGGCGAAGUCAUGCGAGAAAAUUGUAUUGAUUCCGCCGACACCCGCUGUCGGAAACGAGAAAGGAUUCGACUUCACAAAAAAUGUUAAUGACGCAAAACACGAUGCUAAGUCAGUGGAGAAUUUAUUCGUAAAACACGAGGAUGGCCACAAAGGAAGCCUUCUAUUCAUUCCCAAGCUGAGCUCGAGGCGAUUAAGCAUACCCGUCGUUUUGAUACCAGCUGAUGGAAAGUCGGAUAGCAAAUUCAGUUCCACCGAUAAUGAAUACAUAGAGAACUUGUAUAAAGCAGCAUCUGUGUCCAGUUUGGGGAAUUUCGGCAAUCUGGUUGAACCGAUGCCAAUCAUAAAGAACAAAGAGGGGAAAUGGCAAACGGUGGCAGAAUUCCUAGACUUAACUCUCCUUAAAGAUCUCGUAUUUGACAACAUUGUUUUCGGAAUGGCGCUCGCGUUUUUCGCUGAUCUCACAUUUUUUACUCUCGAACCGCUGUUUUUGGACAAAAAAGGCUUAUCAAAGGCGGAGAUAGCGAACAUAAUAGCUGUAGGGGGCGCCACCGAUAUGGUAGCGAGACUCCUGCUCGGUGUUUCUGGUCAGUUCUUCAGGAUGAACAGCCGGUAUAUGUUUUAUGCUGGCGCAUUGUUCUCAGCUCUAUUUAGACUAGUCCUAAUAAACUUCACAACAUACACCCCACUAUUAAUAGUGACGGGUAUUUUGGGUGCACUGAGGUCGUUAGUGCAUAUAGCUCAGCCAAUAGUCAUGGCGGAGCAUGUUCCUAUAGAGAGGUACCCCCCAGCAUAUGGCCUGUAUAUGCUCUUGGCUGGAGGGAUCAGUUUAAGUGUUGGACCUAUGAUAGGUUUCAUUCGCGACUACACAGGGAGCUAUUGUAUAGCAUUUGUUAUGUUGGCUGUAUGCAAUCUGUGCUGUGUUGUGCCAUGGACAAUAGAAGGUGUCAUAAGAGUAGGCCCCGACAGUGUAAUGUUCUAUUUAAACGGUAUAAUGCCAUCGCACACGAAGUUUAUCGUCACCAUAGUACGUUUAGUUAUCGAGGAGCAACCGACAGUGUCUAGCCGGUUACAAAAAUAUAAAAUGAAUUCUGAAAAUAAACGCGAUGGGACUGAAAAAUCGGACAGGGGCGAGUGGGGUUACGCUGUGUGUUUUGGUACUAUUAUUAUCUUUAUCGCUGGGAUGGGACACAUUAAUUCCUUCGGUCUCAUUUACAAAGAUUUUAUAUCAGAAACGAAAUCUACAGCCAAGUCGCUGACAACUGCUCAUGGCGUUUUUGCUAUAAUGAUAGCUGUGGGAGGACUGCUUCUGAACAUUCUCUCCAAACGAUAUUCAUUGAGGUUUGGUGGAUUUAUAGGUGUCUCUUUAUUUAUAGUCGGGUCCUCGUCGACUAUUUUCAUAUCAAACACAAACCAAUUAUCAUUAACAUUUGGAGUGUUACAAGGGACUGGAUUUGGUAUGAUGGUACCAGUUUGUUAUUCUACGUUGAACUAUUAUUUCGUCAGUAAAAGAACUGCAGUCAUGAGUUCAAUAAAGGCGUUGCAAGGGGUCUUUAUAAUGUGGUACCCACAGCUAUUGAAGAUAAUGCUGGCUUUUUAUGGGUUUAGAGGAACUCUUUUAAUACUGACUGGUAUAUCACUUCACACAAUACCAGGGAUGCUGACAAUGCAAACUAAUGCGGCUAAAGAUCAACAGAAUAAAAGUGAAGAAAUAGUUGCGAGUUUUAGAAGAAAAGCAAAGGACCAAGAUGUUGAGAAAUGCAAUAGAGCUGAAGAGAAUGUUGACUUGUUGACACAGGACGAAUAUCAAGUAAAGACAGUGAAAAGAAACUCUCAAAUACUCAAAGAGAUAUUGGAAAUAUUGAACGUGAAAGUACUGAAGGACAUUGUUUACUGCAACAUUUGUUUAGGACAGAGCUUUGUGAAUUUUUCCGAUUUGACGUUUUUUAUUUUCCAACCGAUGCUGUUGUUCCAAUAUGGCUUCGAUAGGAGUGGAGUAGCGACUUGCAUAUCAAUAGGUGCAGGUGCUGACGUUGCAGGAAGGUUCGGACUCGCUCUUAUCAGUGGAAUAUAUCCUGUCAACACCAGAUUAUUAUUCUACAUCGCUACUCUGCUUACUCUCAUUGCUAGAAUUGUACUUCUGCAAGUGACUACGUUCAUCUGGAUAUCAACACUAACAGGAAUACUUGGUGUUCUACGUGCUUUUUUACACGUCGCUAGUCCACUAGUGAUUGCCAACCAUGUCUCGCAUGCGGACUUCCCAGGUGCAUAUGCCCUGUUCAUGCUGACUGCUGGAACUAUUAACUUGGUUCUAUCACCGUUCAUUGGUGCACUGAAAGAUUAUUACGAGAGUUAUAUACCAGCGUUUGUAGCCCUUGUCGUGUGUUGUGUGCCGUGUUUAAUACUAUGGCCUUUGGAAUACUUAUUUUUAAAGAAAAGGGUUCUAACUUGA